CGCCAGACUGUUGCUGCUGAACUACCGCAGUGCUCCAGAACCAGAACCCCGUGACGUCACAGCGGAACCAGAACCCGACAGAACCAAACGGAUCAGGAGCCUGCAGGGCUCAACAGACCCUGGAGGAGACCUGCCUUUUCUUGCUCAGCACAGUUUUGUGGUUCUGUUGUUGUUGUGGAACCUUUGAGGGAACCUUGGCGAGCUGCCUCUGAUGGACAGGUGGAUGGACAGCUGGGUUCUUCCAGCGCUGUGAGCCAAUAGGAAGGCGGGGGUGUUCCCUCCUGUACACUGACCUGGAGUCAGGUUGACCUCAGCAUCUGCCCUGCUGAGUUAAGCUCCGCCCACCAUUGGCAUUACUUCCUGUUUGAGUGCAGAAGACAGCCAAUAAGAUGAGCCAGCUGCCAGAGGCGGAGCCAGCCCCAGAGGUGGAGGGCAAGGUGCAGAUGUGGGCCCAGUCUCUGGUCUACACCCUGGAGGAGUUGGAGUGUAAGAUCUGUUAUAACCGUUACGACACGCGGAGCCGCAAGCCGAAGCUGCUGGGCUGCCUGCACCGCGUCUGCGCCAAGUGUCUCAAGAAGAUGGUGGACAUGGGCGAGUCGUCACCUUCAGUCAUCAGCUGUCCCUUCUGUCGCCAUGAGACUCACGUCCCAGACGAGGAGGUGUGGCUGAUGGAGGACGACAGGCAUAUCCUGGCCGUGCUGUCGUGUCAGGACCGUGCACGGCGAGGCGGCGGUGGCGGCGGGGGCGGCGGUGGUGGAGAGGUGGUGCUGAGCCCCAACAGUCUGACCGGUGCGGUGGCGGCCUCUCACAGGUCCUCAGACUGCCUGGUCAUCACCAUCAUGGAGCUGCCCGGCGAGUCUCCGUCCUCAGACUCACUGAGCAUGCUCAACAUGGUGGGCGUGUACCGCCCGCCCAGCCUGGACUCACUGCCCUGCAACCUGCCCAAUCAGAAGUGCCGCGCCUGGACCAACCGCAGCUUCCCCCGCUGCCUGCUGGGGGCGCUCUGCCUGGUGUACUUCAGCUCGCUGCCUCUGGGGAUCUACCUGCUGAUGAUUGGUCAGCUGUGGCUGGGCGUGGUUCUCGUCAGCCUGGUUCCCUCCACUCUGCUGCUCUGUGUUCUCUACGGGUUCUGCCAGUGUCUCUGCCACGAGGUGCUGGAGGCCAUGGCCGCCCACCGACACAGUCUGUCAUAACAGCAGAACAUGAGCAGAACAUCCCUGGAACACAACCAGAACACAACAAAAACCCCACCGGAACAUCACCGUUACACACCCAGGACACCACUGGAACCCCACCAGAACCCCACCGGAACCCCACCAGAACACCACCGAAACACCACUAGAACAUCACCGGAACCCCACCAGAACAACACCGGAACACCACCAGAACCCCACCAGAACAUCACCGGAACACCACCAGAACACCACCAGAACACCCUGGAACAUCACUGGAACCCCACUAGAACAUCACCGGAACCCCACCAGAACAACACCGGAACACCACCAGAACCCCACCGGAACCCCACCAGAACAUCACCGGAACACCACCAGAACAACACCGGAACACCACCAGAACCCCACCAGAACAACACCGGAACACCACCAGAACCCCACCAGAACAUCACCGGAAUACCACCAGAACACCCUGGAACAUCACUGGAACCCCACUAGAACAUCACCGGAACCCCACCAGAACACAACUAUUACACAACAAGAACCCCACUGGAACACAACAACACCACCAGAACAUGGCUGGGACAUCUACAGAACACCACCAGAACAUCAGUGGAACUCUGCUGGAACACAACAGGAACAACGAUCAAACACACACACACACACACACACACACACUCAGUGAACUCCAGCCAAACAUUCUGCCUCCAAAUGGCCCCGCCUCCAAAUGGCCCCGCCCCCUCUGAAUACCAGCAUAACCGCGACGCGUGAGGCUGAGGAGGGACACCGAGCUAAAGGUUCAGACAUGCUGCCCUAGAACAGAACUGUUACUAUGGUAACUAGGGUUCUAGGACACCGAUCCUCAUGUAACCAUGGUAACCACAGUGUUCCAGAAUGCUGUGUGUGUGUGUGUGUGUGUGUGUGUGUGUGUGUGUGUGUGUGUCCUUGUGUAACCAUGGUAACAGCAGCAUGUUGUCAGUCAUCUGAGCUGUCUGUGGUUUUUUACUGUGAAGACUCUGUGAUGCUGCUGCCCCCUGCUGGAGGAGCUGCUGAACUACACAGCUCCGUCUAGCCAAUCAGGAGCUCCGAUGUCAGCAGAUAUGAACUGAACUGAAAGGAGUCAGAGCAUCAUCAUCAUCAUCAUCAUCACCUAUAAACUCCUGAUUCAAUGAUCAAUAAGUUAACACGACGAUCAAUAACUUAAUGUUCUGUCAGUCGUAUCAUCACCUAAUAACCUUUAGCAUCCAAAGUGUCUGAGAUCUGUGGAAAUGUUCCUUUGCUUUAAUGUGAUGAUGCCGACUGAGCCUGGCUGUGAUUGGACGGCCGGACGCCAGCCUGGCUGUGAUUGGACGGGAAGGCAGGUAGAAACAGGACAGGUGUGUCAGUGUGGUUUUGUGUACAGUGUCAUGUGACCGUCUGCUGGUCCCUGCAUGAUGACAUCACUGAGGUCCUCGUGUUAUCCGCUGCAGAGCAUUAUGGGAUGUGUAGGCAGGAGCGUGUUUGCAGCUGCUGUGUUGUGUUUGUG
This is a messenger RNA of Myripristis murdjan (pinecone soldierfish), 2697 nucleotides long. Its product is annotated as E3 ubiquitin-protein ligase RNF182. The transcript is spliced from 8 exons. The coding region runs from base 390 to 1193 and encodes 267 amino acids. The record is from RefSeq and is a predicted model, not a curated record. NCBI's taxonomy places the organism in Eukaryota, Metazoa, Chordata, Actinopteri, Holocentriformes, Holocentridae.